Molecule: messenger RNA, 3795 nt
Organism: Moneuplotes crassus
Lineage: Eukaryota; Ciliophora; Spirotrichea; Euplotida; Euplotidae
Source: the annotation of a GenBank genome assembly
CAAGUUCUAAAAAUUAAGCGAUAUUAAAUUUUUGUUAUGUUCAAAAAGAAAGAAAAGAUGGACAAAGACAUCCUCGAUAUCAUGGCGUCAGAUUCAGAUAUAGAUCUUGAAGGUAUCGAUGAAUUAUUAGAGGCCUGUGAUAGGAAGGAGGAGGAAAAGCGAAAGACAGCUAAAAAACCAAUCAAGAGAUCAUCAGUUUUUCAGCAAAUAUGCGAAAUUAAGCACAAGAUCAAUACUAUCCCGGAUGACGAAGAGACUUUGAAAUUAGGAGAUAAUUCUCUGCUAAAAAGCACUCCAAAAAAGAGUGAGAGAAGUAGUAAAACUGACCUAAACACACAAGAAUUACAAGAUAUGCUUUCAGAUAAGGACCUCAGUUAUGAAGAAGUUGAAGGACUUCUUAGUAACAAUUCUGAUGAAGAUUCCAGUAUAAAAGUUGAUCUUCUAUCUCCUUCUAAAAAGAAGCCAAAAAGAGACUUAGAAAGCCCUUGUAAUUCAUACGACUCGAUGAGGCUUUCUAAUCUCAAAAUGAAAGAGAGCAUUAAAUAAGCUGUGAAAGAAUGAAAAGGAGGUCAGACUUGUCAAUGAGAUUGAAGAGACUGCCAAUUUCGACAAAUUAGAGCCCAAGUCUGACUCAAAAUCGAUGCUCGGCAUUUAUAGAAAAGAGUCUGCAAAUAAAAAUCAGCAUCCAAGCCCAUCUAAAGAAGGGAAAGAGAAGAAGCAAUUUAUGAGAUAUUUUUCAAGCAAUAAGAAAGACAAUAAACAGUCACAGUAUAUGGAUUAUGAAGUUGGUACCCAAAAAGAUGAUAUCAAGAUAGGAGAGGAAAUCAAUCCAUUUCUUAUGGAUGAUAUCAGCGAAGGUGACCUAGAGGACCUUUCACUUAUAAGUGAGGUAGAUAUAGAUGAGGAAGAUGAAUCAACAACCAAAAUAGCUUCUCUAAAUGAGGUUCUCAAGACAUACAUCCAAUUCAUGGGUAGCGAUCAAGGAGGUCAGGGAAGCUUUAAACUCUUUGACUGGCAAAAUGAAUGCCUACGACUUAAAGAUGUGAUGUACAAUGGAGCUUCAUUCAUUUACUCAGCUCCUACAAGUGCUGGAAAAUCCCUUGUGAGUGAAAUUAUCAUGCUCAAUAAUGCUCUCAAAUACAGAGAAAAAUUGGUCAUAGUCAUAUAUCCUUUCAUCAGUUUGAUCAAUGAAAAAGAGAAGAAGUACUCCAAAUUAUUCAAGCAUUACGGACUAGAUGCUAUCAGUGUGCAUUCUGGCAAAUUUGGACGAUAUGAACAAGGAGAGACAAACAUAAUGAUGUGAACUAUAGAGAAGGCUAACGGAUUUCUGAACAAAAUUACUGCAGAAUUUGGAUUAGAAGAGCUCUCUAAAAGAAUAAGUACAGUAAUCAUCGAUGAAUUUCAUACAAUUGGAGAUCAUUACAGAGGAUUUUUCAUUGAAUCAAUGAUCACAAAACUGUUAUACUCUAAAAAUUUCCAUAAAUUCAACCCAAUACAGAUCAUUGGAAUGAGUGCUACUCUUCCAAACCUUGACGAGGUGUGAAACUGGAUGGAUGCAACACUUUACAUGACCGACUUUAGACCUGUAGAAGUCAAGGAAUACAUUCUGUGCAUCGGAAAAGUGUACUCUACACAUGAUUUUAUCAACAGGAAGUAUGACAGCCCACUAGAGAUGGGAAGCAAAGAGGGUUUCCUGAAAAACAAUAAGUAUGAUAAGUACAAAAUGCUCCCAUUGAUACUUGAAACAGUCAUGAAUAAAAUCGAUGAUUCUCCAGAAAGUGCACGAACAGGAUCAGUUUUAAUAUUCUGCUCAAGUAAGAUGGAGUGUCAAAUCAUCUGUAAAAAUCUGUGCCAUACCUGAGACAGCAAUGGAGUCCGGAUAAAUUCUGACAUAAUCCAAGAGAUUAUCGAAAAGGAGAAAAGUGGCGAAUAUGAUAGCUUGUCUAAACUUAGUAGGUUUAGCAAGAGAUCAGAUCUACCUCCAGGAAAUUACAAACUCACUGAGCAUAUUGAGUAUGGGAUCAAAAAUAUGGCACUCAAGAAUAUGAUCAAGAAAGGAUUUGCCUACCAUCAUUCAGGAUUGAAGAACUCUGAAAGGCUGGUAAUUGAGAGAGCCUUCAGAGAGGGUCUGAUAAAAGCCUUAUUUUGCACCUCUACUCUUGCUGCAGGAGUCAAUUUACCAGCAAAAAGAGUAAUCAUUACCUCGAUAAAACAAGGAAAGGAUAUCAUGUCUGAUACUACUUAUAAGCAAAUGGCUGGAAGAGCAGGCAGGUAUGGAUUAGAUACUUCAGGAGAGUCAUUCCUCAUUUGCACAGCAAACGAAAAGGAGCAAGUUGAAAAUAUCAUUGGACAUGACCUCAAACUAAAAUCAGUUAAAAGCUGACUGGGAUCUGUUGACAAAGGAAUGAGAAAGAUGAUCCUUGAUUGAGUAUGAUCUCAAAUAGUGAAAAAUGAUCUUCAAUUUAAACAUUAUCUACAGCAAACUUUUUACCACUUCCAGCUGCAAAAUCACUUUAUUAAGUCUUUACAAGAUCAGAAUAGUUCAACUAGUAUAAAAGGUCCAACUUUAAAAACAAAGCGAAUGGCUUGGUAUGAGACUCUUCAGACUGGAAAAUAAUUCGAUGGAAUUCUUAAUAAACAAUGAAAUUAUUAUUGAAGAAAAACUCAAGAGUGAAAUAACUAACGAAGAAGACCCCCUUAUCCUUGAAGACUUAAAAUCAAAACCUCUAGCUAAAGAUGAACAAGAAUGAAGGAUAUAUAAAUCAACAAAGCUAGGCAAAGCAAUUCUGGCCUCUGGGUUACUUCCCGAGGAAGGUUUAAUAAUAUAUCUUGAUCUCUUAAAAGCCCAGAAAUCCUUAGUCCUACAGCAUGAACUCCAACUGCUAUAUCUCUUGACUCCAGUCUCAAUGCCUGAGAUCAGGGUGAAAUGGGAUUUAUUUCAGAAAUUAUUCAAGAACCUUAGCUCUUUAGAGAUGACCAUCUGAGAGAAGAUCCAGAUUGACCUUGCCCACAUCCAGACUUGAUCUAUCUACAACACACAAAACAAGGGAUUACUAGAGGUAAAGCAAUUCCAAAAGCAUGGUUUGGAAGAAACAGAGAAAAAUUAUGAAUUCAGUGUGAUUAAUAAACAACUGAUCCAGAACUUAAAGCAUGUCAGGUUUUACUUGACCCUUAUCCUCAAAGACCUCAUCUCUAAUAAUUCCGUUGAGGAAGUAGCAAGGAAAUAUGGGGUUUCUACUGGUGCUAUACAGACUUUAAAGAAGAGAGCAACCUUUUUACCCAAUGUCAUUUGAAGUAUCUGAAAAGAGCUUGAGUGGUUCAGUAUUUUUCAUAUUUUAUCCCAGUUCCAAGAUAGAGUGAACUUUGAUCUUCAAGAAGACCUGGAAGACUUAAUGAAGGUAAAAUAUCUUGAUAUCUCCGAAGCAAGGGCUAUUUAUGAAUGAGGAUUUACUGAGAUGAAGCUACUCGCCAAGGCAAAGCCUAUCCAAAUCUACAAGUCUCUCCAGAGUGCGUUCAUCCCAGAGAAGCAAUAUUCUACUAAUAUUGAAGAUUAUCUGUUCAAGCCAACCACUGCUAUUUCGUGAGCAAGUGUAUACAAAGCGGAACAAAUUAUUAAGGAAGCAAAAGCAAUUAUGAAGCAAAGAAGGAGGAAUUUAACUCUCCAACAACAAAAACAGAGAAUGGAGUGGUUCAAAAAGCAAAAGCAAGAAAGAAUGAACAAAUUAAUUCAACCAGAUUCAAAAUCUAAAGAUGCCAAAUAAUUUCAUAAGUCAUUAUCAGUAGAAGGAUCUUUGC